Prunus avium (sweet cherry) is the source of this 1983-nucleotide messenger RNA. The record is from RefSeq and is a predicted model, not a curated record. NCBI's taxonomy places the organism in Eukaryota, Viridiplantae, Streptophyta, Magnoliopsida, Rosales, Rosaceae.
CUGCUAGAAUUACCAUGACAAGUUAUUUACUCUGUGUGAGAUGGACUCAAAGGCUAAGAAUCUCUCACACCUCUGUCCUCUUCUCCUUUCUACAUAUAGUGGCUUCAUGGGCUUAAUGAAUUUUCUUCUCACAUAGCUAGCAGUUGGUGGUAUCUGAGUGCUUACAUUUCAAAUUCAGGAUACACAAGUUGCCGUCAAUUAGUCAACAUGGUUAAGACAGUUGAGUUGUAUGGAUUUUGCUCUGUUCAGUCCCCAGAAGCAGUGACAGAGUUUGUGGAGAAACAUACUGGAAAAGGCACUGUUUAUGCUGUGAAGGUCUUCCACAAAGAUGGAAAAACAAGAGCAUCUGCCAUGGUUCAAUUCACACAUGCAGAGUUUGCUGAAAUGAUGCUGACAUUAGCCGGAGAUCAUCUUCGACGAAACGUGCGGUAUGGGAAAUCAAAUGUGAAAGCUACAGAAAUGAAGUUUGACAUGGUACCUGAUUCACAAACCUUUCAACCUAGCAUGGAACUUGUAAAGCUGCACUUUGGAUGCCAGAUUUCUAAGGAACGGUUUUCUGUGCUUUGGACACUAUCCGAUGUUUCGGUGAAAUUUGGGAUGAUACUUAAACAUUUCUACUUUUUUUUCUCUUAUGAUUCUGUUGAAUAUAAGCUAGAAAUCUCCUAUGACAAUGUUCGCCAGAUUGAGCUACAUAGUCCAUGUGAUCAACUUGCAAAGUUUCUUCUCAUCAAGUUACGCGGUGCCCCUCGGAUUUAUAAGAAAGGUGUCCCUGUGAAGAACAAGAAAAAGGAAGCUUCUGACAAUUACUGGGUUCGAGAAGUUGAUUUCACUCCAGCUUGCUGCAUUGGGCAAUCUUCUGCUAUAUGUUUGGAGCUUCCACUUAGGUGGAUGCUUCCAAAUCUAGGCAGCACUUUUGUUCAUUAUAAAGAAGAUGAAGGACGGUUCGUUCUGGAGAGAGGCAACGGUUUCUCCAGUAGCUCAGAUCUUGUUCCUAUGGUGCGUCCACCCCUAAGCAUUAAGUUGCCAUAUAAAGUCCUGUUCAAGAUAAAUUCCUUGGUACAGUAUGGAUGUGUUCCUGGGCAAGCGCUUGAUGUCAAAUUUUAUAAGCUAGUUGAUCCUAGUAGAAUAAGAAUUGAAUAUAUAGAGUGUGCCCUGGACAUACUAUUUCACUCAAAAGAGUGCUGCUAUGAACCCGUGAGUUGGCUUAGAAACCAGUACAAAAAGCACUGGGCAAGCAAGCGAAUUGCCAAAACACCUGCUAUUUCUUUGGAUGAUGGGCUGGUGUAUGUACAUAGGGUUCAAAUAACACCAUCUAAAGUAUAUUUCUGUGGUCCAGAGAUAAAUCAUUCGAAUCGCCUUUUCCGAAAGUAUCCUGAAGAUGUUGAUAACUUUCUUCGUGUAUCUUUCGUUGAUGAGGACUUGAGCAAGAUGCAUUCAGAAGAUUUAUGUACGCGUUCUACAAAACAAGAAAGGCCAACUAGAGUCCAUGAAAGGAUACUUUCUAUCCUAAAAAAUGGCAUAGUUAUUGGUGAGAAGAAGUUUGAGUUUCUUGCCUUUUCAUCAAGUCAAUUACGAGGUCAUUCUGUGUGGAUGUUUGCUUCAAGAAGUGAGCUCACAGCACAAGACAUCAGAAACUGGAUGGGUGAUUUUAAGGAGAUUAGAAAUGUGGCAAAACAUGCUGCCAGGCUUGGUCAGUCUUUCAGCUCUUCCAAGGAGGCUUUUAGUGUUGGUGAGGACGAAGUUGAACUCAUUCCCGAUGUAGAAAUUGAAAGGGAUGGAGUUAAGUAUUGCUUUUCUGAAGGAAUUGGGAAAAUAUCUGCUGACUUUGCUGCAAGGGUGGCAAGAAAGUUCAAGUUAAGUUGUACUCCAUCUGCCUUCCAAAUUCGAUAUGGUGGCUAUAAAGGUGUUCUGGCAGUUGAUCCAACAUUGUCAAAGAACUUGUCAUUGAGAAAGAGCAUGUGCAAGUACCAAUCCAACAACACA